This is a messenger RNA of Opisthorchis viverrini, 1900 nucleotides long. RefSeq lists its product as hypothetical. Bases 1 to 1821 code for a protein of 606 amino acids. Gene Ontology annotation, molecular function: RNA binding. Lineage: Eukaryota; Metazoa; Platyhelminthes; Trematoda; Opisthorchiida; Opisthorchiidae. The record is from RefSeq and is a predicted model, not a curated record. The transcript is spliced from 6 exons. Gene Ontology annotation, cellular component: mRNA cleavage and polyadenylation specificity factor complex.
AUGCGAAUCCCCGCGCUGGUAAGCACACUGCCCGGCGCUGACAACAUAAAGAGCAGUGCUACACCCUUUUUUCACUUGUGCUUCCAGCCACUGACCGACAAGAACAAAACCGACCCGGGAAACUUGGGCAAAAGCCUCGAUCCUGUGUAUCAAUCCGUGAAUCCGUGUGAUGUAUUCUUGGAUCUUAGAAAUUAUCCUUUAGAUGUUUUGGAUGCUCAGGCUAAUGAGGCUUCCGCAGAAAAUGUGGACAGCGCGGCGACAACGGUUGCUGGUUCGAUCGAUGACACAUCUGCAGUCAGUGAAUCAGUCCAUUUGGAGUCUGACGGCGUUGUGCUAGAGGAGCCACCGGAAAGUGAAACAAAAGGACCAGACUAUGAUGCAGUUGGGGCUGCUGCAGUAGCCGACUUCGAUGCAGAUGAUGAUGAGGUGAAUGAAGAUGAUGAUACAGUCAAUGUCAUCAUCAAACCGUCUAAUAAGGGAGGCAUCUAUAAGACCGGGACAGCCUAUCAAGCAAGAUCCGUGGCUCAUCCGUCACAGAUCAGUAAAGCCUCUCGGCAGGGCAUAGAAUUGGAUGAUCCUGGAGACAUCAACGGUGUUCCUACGCUUGAAUUUAAUUUAUCUACGUUGGGCGAGGAAGACAAACCCUGGAAACGCCCGGGGGCUGACAUAACUGACUAUUUCAAUUAUGGAUUCACGGAGGAAACUUGGGUUCAGUAUUGUGAAAAACAGAAGAUUUUGAGACAAGAGUAUGCUAAUGCGACUAUCAAACCUGUGUUAGCCACUGGAGGUACUGGACUUCUCCAGCGAUUGCGAUCAGGCGGGCUAGGCACCAACGCUCGUGCUUACGAUAACUUCAAACAGGCAAACAUUAACGUUAUUAAUUUGAGUAACGCUGCAACCACAAACCGAGGUGGAGCUGCUGGUUUAUUGACACAAAAGAACCCUUCCGAUGCCAGUUCUGCUCUUAUCAACGGCGUAGCUAACGCGUCGGGGUUGUUGGCUCCGUUCACACAGCCUCCACCUGGUUAUCCGGCUGCUACAUCUCAGACAGAGGGUGCAGCCACCUUCACAAUACCGCCUCCUGGCUUUCCAAAUCAGUUGCUCACUGGGCCCAAUGCGACAGGUGCUGCAGGACUGUUCCCAAAUAUGGCAUUACCACCACCUAUUUUGGGUGCACUUUCCAAUUGGCCUGGAUCUGUUGGCCUGUCAGGUUUAUUGGCUGGUGGUGACACAAUCAUCGAUCCCACUACAGGACAGAUUUCUAGCCUCCUGGAACAUGGUGGCCGGAGUCCAGAAUCCGUGUAUUCUAAUGAAGAUCGCGGAUCAAGGCGUAGCAGGCGGCAUUAUCAUGGUGAAGAUGGUGGAUAUUUCGAAAGGCAUCAUGAAUCGGGACGUUCUGACCGGGAAUAUGACAGGCGUUCUCGUCGUUCCCAUCGGUCUCGUGAUGGUGAAUUUACGGACGCUGAUGACUUUCCAGCACCUACUUCCGCUGUUUUAAGAAGUGACAGACGGACGGAACGAGACCGAUCGGAACGAGCUCAUUCUCGCUCAGAUCGUUCUGGUGGCCGUGAAAAAAUAAGUCACCGGAGUCAUCGCAGGGACCGUGAACGUUCCUCUAAACCCUCCAGGUCUAGCAGACAUCGUUCCAGUAGCCGCGGUUCUUAUCGUCAUGGUACGGUGUCACCACCGCGAACGCCUAACCAGACAAUGAAUAUCUCGGGUGAAGACCUCGAAAGAUCAAGUGAUCCUUUGGCCGCAGCCACAGCUGCUGCAGCGAGUAUCGCUGCUGCUCUGGGAGCCUCCGAGAAAGGGACACCUUGAACGCCACACUGCAUGCCAUUAACGGGCAGUUUUUUCCCAUUCCCUGUACAGUUUACACAUUUGGGUUGCACUAACACUU